Puntigrus tetrazona (Sumatra barb) is the source of this 4403-nucleotide messenger RNA. RefSeq names its product adducin 1 (alpha) (gene add1). Gene Ontology annotation, cellular component: adherens junction; cytoskeleton; focal adhesion. Gene Ontology annotation, molecular function: actin filament binding. Lineage: Eukaryota; Metazoa; Chordata; Actinopteri; Cypriniformes; Cyprinidae. The record is from RefSeq and is a predicted model, not a curated record. The transcript is spliced from 18 exons. Bases 196 to 2772 code for a protein of 858 amino acids. Gene Ontology annotation, biological process: positive regulation of establishment of endothelial barrier; positive regulation of adherens junction organization; barbed-end actin filament capping.
AUCAGAAGCCUCUUUCCCUCAACGAGUCCGGAGCGCCGCGCCCCAGUCUGUGAGACGCGUACCGACAGAAACAAACGGUUGCAGAAAGAAACAGUGGAUAAAAUCUCUCCAACGGUGAAAAACCUCGCGCUCUCCGUCCGUCCUCGAGUUGCUGUCCACUCUAGCCGCGCGUCCAGACCCGAAUAAGCGUGUGUGAUGAACGGAGAUUCAGGUGCAGGGGUGGUGACGGCCCCCCCGCCCACCAACCCCCCUCAUAAGGAGCGCUAUUUCGACCGCGUGGAUGAGAGCAGCCCGGAGUACCAGAGAGAGAGGAACAUGGCGCCGGAUCUUCGGCAGGACUUCAACAUGAUGGAGCAGCGCAAGAGAGUCUCCAUGAUCCUGCAGAGUCCAGCGUUCUGCGACGAGCUGGAGUCUCUGAUCCAGGAUCAGAUGAAGAAAGGGAAAAACCCCACCAGUUUGCUCGCGCUGCAGCAGAUCGCUGACUUCAUGACCACCAGCGUCCCCACCAUGUACCCCGCCGCCCCGCAGGGAGGAAUGGCGGCCCUCAACAUGAGUUUGGGGAUGGUGACUCCAGUGAAUGAUCUGAGGGGUUCCGACUCCAUCGCUUAUGAGAAAGGAGAGAAGCUCUUGCGCUGUAAACUUGCUGCGUUUUACCGCCUGGCCGAUCUUUUUGGCUGGUCUCAGCUCAUCUACAACCACCUGACGGUCCGGCUGAACUCCGAACAGGAGCGUUUUCUGAUCGUCCCUUUCGGGCUUCUGUACAGUGAAGUCACUGCCUCCAGUUUGGUGAAGAUUAACCUGCAGGGGGAGAUCGUAGACAGAGGCAGCACUAACCUGGGUGUAAAUCAGGCUGGGUUUACCCUUCACUCCGCCAUCUAUGCUGCCCGGCCGGACGUCAAGUGCAUAGUUCACAUUCACACGCCCGCUGGUGCCGCGGUGUCUGCAAUGAAGUGCGGCCUGCUGCCCAUUUCGCCCGAGGCUCUGUCGCUGGGGGAGGUGGCCUACCACGAUUACCACGGUAUCCUGGUGGACGAGGAGGAGAACGUCCUCAUACAGAAGAACCUGGGUCCCAAGAGCAAGGUGUUGAUUUUGAGGAAUCACGGUCUGGUGUCUGUUGGAGAAACAGUCGAAGAGGCAUUUUACUACAUUCACAACCUGGUCACAGCCUGUGAGAUUCAGGUGCGCACCCUCGCCAGCGCAGGUGGUCCCGAUAACCUGGUGAUGCUGGACCCAACCAAAUAUAAAUCCCGCCUACGCCACCUCGAGCCGGUUGGAGACGGGUCGAGCUCGCACCCGAAGUGGCAGAUCGGGGAGCAAGAGUUUGAGGCUUUGAUGAGGAUGCUGGAUAAUCUGGGCUACAGGACUGGUUAUCCGUACCGUUGCCCGUCGCUGCGCGAUAAAGCUAAAAAGUACAGUGACGUUGAGAUUCCCCCGUCAGCCACGGGCUACUCAUACGCAGAGGACAGUGACUCGGGUGCGCGCUCCCCGUUAAAGCACAGCUUUCAGCGGCAGCAGCGGGACAAGACCCGCUGGCUAGCCGCCGGGCGGCCCGACGAAUCGGCAGAAGAGGGGCAGGACGGCAGCGGUAGCCCCAAGGCGAAGACUAAGGUGUGGACGAACAUAACACACGAUCACGUCAAACCCUUGCUGCAGUCUCUCUCGUCCGGUGUCUGCGUGCCAAGCUGUAUUACCAACUGCUUGUGGACUAAGGAGGACAGUCUCCGACAGGCUGCUGUGGCCAAUCAGUUUGUCCCGCUGAACACCAACCCCAAAGAAGUCCAAGAGAUGCGCAACAAGAUCCGUGAGCAGAAUCUGCAGGACAAAAAGACGGCAGGUCCUCAGUCGCAGGUGCUCACAGGUGCCGUGGUGGACCGUUCCUUCGUCCAGAGAGUGACUAUAUGGCACGACGCUCCUCUCUCUGACUGUACGGACUCUAUUGAUGGCAUUGACCCUUCAGAGAGCUUUAGUCCCUCUAGGUCUAUUCGAAAGGGGGAGCUGGUGACCGCGUCUAAAGCCAUCAUUGAGAAGGAGUACCAGCCGCGCGUCAUCGUCAGCAAAACUGGUCCAAACCCCUUCAACAAGCUCACGGACCAGGAGCUGGAGGAGUAUCGCAGGGAAGUGGAGCUUAAGCAGAAGGGCCCAGAAGAACAGGUGGAGGAGUCGCGCUCGGCCCCUGAGGAGGCCCAGACUCCAGACGUCACAUCCACGCGGGAGAGCGAGGAUCCUCAGGCCACCGCGGCCCCUCCGCCCUCUAUAAUCGAGUCGGGCCGCUCUUCGGGUCAGGACAGUCCGGCGGAUGCUCCCGGAUCCCCUCAUAAAGAGUUUCACUCCGCGGUGCUAAAAGCUCUGGGCUGUGAGGCCGAGUCUGAGCGUGACGGGUCGUCUGCAGGUCAGACGCAGGAGGUCGAAGAGGGGAAAGUUCCCAGCACCACCUGCACUCCUCCCAGCUCACCUGUGCGUGUAGAAGAAGAGGCGCAACAGGAACAGACGUUCAAAGACGAGAGUGACGCCGCCACUUUAAGACAGACCCUUCCCGAUCUGACCCCCGACGAAGCCUCCGACGUCGCCGCCGCCCUCCCCGCAGAAGACCCCGCCCCUGGACAGACCGACUCCGCCCCUCAGCCUGAGGGGGAGGAGCCUGUCGCCGGGGACGACGCGGCUGGUGAUCACGGCAGUGACGAAUCGCCCAACAAAUCCCCGUCAAAGAAGAAGAAAAAGUUUCGCACCCCGUCGUUCCUAAAGAAAAACAAAAAGAAGUCUGAAACCCAGUGAGGAAGCUUUGCUCAGGCGUUCGGCAAUACCUUUUCUUUAAAUCGAUUUGUUUUUGUACCGUGUUCACAUUUAGCGCGUCGACCUUUUUAUCAUUUGUCGUUUUUCUUUUAAUAAAUGCUGGCUGAAGUGCACUUUAAAGUGCAGCUGGUUUAGCAUGUUCCACACGACAUGCUUUUAUAAAGAAAAUCUGAAUACCAGUAACCACUAUAAUGUAUCAGGUGAAGAACUGACGAAAGAGUCGGCGCUCGAGUAAAAUCUUGGCUCUGCUGCAUGUUUAGGGUUUCUCGAAUUACGUCUAUAACCAUCAAAAAAAACAAACAAACCUGGAGUGAAAUAUUCAUAACAUCUCAAACGAACGGAGUGAAAAAACAUGCUCCGAUCGGCUCGAAUUAGCGCUUCGGAUGGGAGAAUCUCACAAAACCUGUUCGUCACACAUUUACCCCCGAAGUCAGUGUUUUUUUAGUGUUCUUUAAAGCAAGCGAAGCCUUCAUUGUGAUGUUUUCAUAGCAAAUGAGCACACUUUCCUCCUAAUACUCUGCUGAAUGCAUGCUUUUAGCCCGAAAUUAGGGGUCGAGAUGUGCGUGAUUGCUAUGAAUCUAAUCUAACGCAAAUCGUUUACUAAGUUCACGUUUAAUUUUUUUUUAUGCAAUGUUUUUUUUUGUUUGUUCAUGAAAUAAUUUUGUCUGUAUGUAAACAUCUAUUGUAAUGUACUAAACACAAACAGCUUUCCCUUUCAUGUAAAGGUCGUGACUUUUUACCCUGCAGUAAUAUGAAUGAUUUACGUUCGCUUUUGCUUAAAUAUAUAUAUAUUUUUAGGUCAUUUUAAGCUCUAGUUUGUUUAGUUUCACUCAAACGCGACACUAUUAAACAUCUCGUGUAGCUCAUGGGUCUCCGUUAUUAAAGAUGAUGAUUAUAUGGUUUGGUUUUCAUACUGUGUGUGUGUGUGUGUGUGUGUGUGUGCGUGCGUGCGUGCGUACGUACUCAAGCAUCCCGAAUGAACACCAAACAGCGUCUCUUAGUCACAAAGUAAUGGCCAAUUCAUAUUUCAAACCAAAUUUAGUUAUUUUGCAUACGCACACAAUAAUGAAAAUGUUGGUUUUUUUUUUUCCAUUUUAGAGGGAAAAUAUGCAAAACAUUUUAUGCGAUUAAACCGUUUUUCAAAAUAAGCUGAAUUAUGACUUGUACGUUUCUUUACGGAUUUUGUGAGAUUGUCGAAAGACUGGCCUGUGCAGUACUUCUCUUUAAUAUGAUGGUUACGAAUUGCCGUCGAGUUUAACGCAUUAAAAAGGCGGAAAGGACUGAAAUACUAACCUGAUCUUUAAUUUCCGAUGGUGCUUUGGGCUUGUACGGAUGUGAAUUCUGGGCCGAUGUGAAGCCGGCGGAGCGGUUUGAGCGUUUGCUGAAGGACUGCAUGGCAUUAUGGGCUUUCGCUUGUGUUGUUUGUCCCUUGAUCUGUUGAUCCUUUCAGCUGUUCUUCAUUUUUAGUUUCUGUUGAAUCUAAAUGCUGUUCUUUUUUUCUCCCUCCCAGAACAAUUGUAUGUAAUACAAUUUUAAAACCACACUUCGUUUGUUUUUUUUUCAUGGUACUCUUUAUUUUGCAACCAUGAAUAAAACUCCAUCUUUAAAAAUCA